Messenger RNA from Scheffersomyces coipomensis, 2010 nucleotides. RefSeq lists its product as uncharacterized. NCBI's taxonomy places the organism in Eukaryota, Fungi, Ascomycota, Pichiomycetes, Serinales, Debaryomycetaceae. Gene Ontology annotation, molecular function: protein-macromolecule adaptor activity; ubiquitin protein ligase binding. Gene Ontology annotation, cellular component: cytoplasm; cytosol. Bases 1 to 1962 code for a protein of 653 amino acids. Gene Ontology annotation, biological process: ubiquitin-dependent endocytosis. The transcript is spliced from 2 exons. The record is from RefSeq and is a predicted model, not a curated record.
AUGGGAUCUGCUUGUGACGUCAAAAUAGAGAUUGACCGUUCUUAUACGGGAGGAACUUUCACCAACUAUGAUAUUAUCAAAGGUACUGUCACUUUAAGUGUUACUAGUUCCAUUUCAUUAAAUUAUAUUCAAGUUAAACUUGAAGGGGUAUCGAAAUCAGAAUUAAUCAUUCCUGCUCAACAACGUCUACAACAAUCAAGACAUGAUCGACAUAAUAGAAGACGAGAUCGAGAUAACAAAGAUAAGAUCCUCCAAGAUAUUCAUAAGGUGUUAUAUGAUACGUUGAUUGUAUUUCCUCCUGAUAAUGUUCGUCAAGUAUCUCAAGCUAAAGAAUUCACUUUAACCCCUGGAAAUUAUAGUUAUCCAUUUGAAUUUAAAUUACCUUUGAAUAAUUCUUGUGUUAAAUUACAAGGGGUUACCAAUAAAAUCCUGUUUAAUAAGAAAACAUUUGAUUUAGUCAUUAAUAAUGGAAAUUUCAAUUCAAAUAUGAUCAGAAAUAAAGCUCAACAAUUUAUAAAUAAUGGAUCUGUAAAUGGGAAUGGGAAUGCUCAUACUCAAAAUUAUCAUAUCACAAAUCAAUUACCUCCUUCAUUAAGUGGAAUUGGGGAAUUUGCUAAUAUAAAAUAUUAUGUUAAAGUAACUUGUAAACGAUCAUCAUUUUUAAAGACUAAUUUAAGAUCAUUUGAUCCAUUUAUCUUUUUACCACUUGAUUUAAAUAUAAAUGAAAUGUCAUCAUUAGCGGAUUAUGAAGAAUAUAAAGAAGUAUUUGUAAGGAAAGAAAUCAUUUUUAAAGAUAGAAUACCUGAAAUUGUUGGGAUUAAAAUCCCUCCUCAAGCAUUGGAAAAGAAAACUUUACCAAAAGUUCCUUAUGUUCCACCUCCACCUCAACCUAAAAAGGGAUUCUUUCAAAAAAUAUUUGAUAAUCCUACACCUAAUUCAUCACAACAACAACAACCUCCACCUCCUAUCCUAAAGAAACAAGGUCCUCAUCAAUAUUAUCAAGAAAUUGAAUCAAAAGAUGUCGCAUUUUCAUUUGAAAUUAGAUUCAGACAUCCGGCAUUUUUGAUCCCUACCAAGACUCCAUCGUUUAAAUUAUAUCUUGUAUCGAAAUCAAAACCAACGAGAUAUACUUUGAAUGAAUAUGGUAAACCAGAUGAAUCAAAUGGAUUAGGGAUUGUAUAUUUACAAAAUUUGAAAUUUGAAUUAACUUCGAUAACGAUGAUUACGGUAUUUGAAGAUGAUGGAGGAUUAGUGAAUGAAAUUCAUUCUGGAAAACAAGAAGAAACAAUUUCAAUUUGUAAUAAUAAUUUCAAGAAUUUGAAAUUUGAUUUAAUGCAUUGUAAGAAAUUAAAAUCAUCUACUUCAACUAGUUCUUCAUCAGUUGCUAAUGAUUUAUAUGAAUUUGAAAUUCCGAAAAAGUAUUUUGAAAAUUGUACUUUACCUGAUUAUUUAUCACCAUCAUUUAAGACUUGUAAUAUCACCAGACGAUAUAAUCUUAAGAUUAGUGGUGGAUUUUCCAGUGAAAAGAUUAUUGAUUUUAGAAAUCAAUCUGAAGUUAAUAAGAAAGUUAAAACGGUUGAUUUAUUAUGUACCAAUAUUAAAGUAUUAAGUGGAUUAAACAUGACAAGUUCAUUACAUUCUAAUGCAUCAAAAUCAUCAUUACCUCGUAAUCCAAGUAUAUCAACUACAAAUGGAAUGUCCACCACUCCACCCCAACAACCUCCAAGACCGCCAGAAAAGAGAGCAUAUACCUCCCCUCCUCAACCUCCACAUCCACCCAUUCAUCGACCUUCAUUUGAUAAUUCCGUCAAUUCAAGUGAAUUAGAGAACAGUACCAGUCCAGCUGAAUUACCCACCUAUGCUGAUGUCAUGAUUGAAUCGUCAUACCAAGAUAAUUCAGAACAUAUACGAGCUCGAAGAAGAUAUCAACAACAUGAACAAUAUUAUAAUAAUCUUACAUAAAUAGUUUUAUAUAGUAUAUUAAAUAUAUAUAUAUAAUUAUGCGCUACC